This is a messenger RNA of Saccoglossus kowalevskii, 1424 nucleotides long. Its product is annotated as peroxisomal membrane protein PEX16-like. Gene Ontology annotation, cellular component: peroxisomal membrane. Gene Ontology annotation, biological process: peroxisome organization. Lineage: Eukaryota; Metazoa; Hemichordata; Enteropneusta; Harrimaniidae. The record is from RefSeq and is a predicted model, not a curated record.
AUGGAGGAAUCAAGUUCUGCUUGUGGAAGGCUUCAGUUUCAGCGGGUAUUCUUUGCCAAAAUAUCAGCGAAGUACAGGAAUUACUGUAAAACAUACAGACAAUGGGUGGGCAAAAACCCAGAAGUCGCAUCCCAGAUCGAACACACAGUCAAAAUCGUAUCUUACUUGAUUGCAGGACGGUUUGAUAGAUCACAGGAACUGGCAGAGCUAGUGUAUGCGUCAUCAAGUUUAUUAGUUUAUAUUAACGACAAUAUUCUCAGAAGAGCAUCAAAGCUUAAACUAAAACUGCCACCACGCUCACAAUAUCGUUUGAUGUCUUGGCUAACUAUGAUAGAAUAUAUUGAAGUAUUUGUUGAAAUAGCAGCUAAGCGAUUAUGGGGAGAAACUGGUAGAUGGAUUGUUAUUGUUAUUAUUCAGUUAAUAAAGGCUACCCUGAGAGCAACAUUGUUAGUUGUUGAAAAAGUUGGUAUCCAGUCUUUGCCUCCACUAUUUCCACUGAAUCGUGAGAAAGACAUACAUAUACCUGAGAACGGUGACUCAAUAGAAGAGGAUGAACUCACUCAGUCAGGCAUUGAUGAACAAAAUGAAACCUAUGAAGAUUUUGAACAAAUAUACAGAGAAUGUGAUGAAAAUAAAGAGGAUGAGAAAAACAAAGCAGCAACAUUUGUUGGUAAAAGGUCUGGAAGAGUAGUGAGGACUUUAAAUGCUGCUCCCCCACUACUCAAUAGGACAUGGAAUUUGCCGUCAACUGAAACCACUGAAAAAGAAGAACCCUGGUCUAAAUAUCUACCACCAACAGAACUUAGCAAAAACCGAAUUAUAGGAGAGAGUUUGUACAUUGCUAGACCACUUAUACAUUUGGCAUCUAUGUUUAAAUUUGGGCAGUAUUCAUGGAAACCAUGGUUACUGUCAUGUGGUUUGGAUCUAUCAAGUCUCCUGCUAAUGGGCAAUUCAAAGGACUUGAAUGUCAAUGAAAAAGCAGAACUUCGUAGACGGUCUAUUUUCCUCUUGUACUAUCUACUUCGCUCACCAUUUUAUGACCGAUAUUCAAAAGCCAGAAUAUUACUAGCUUUACAAGGGUUAUCUGACAAAGUGCCAUUGAUGGGGUUGAUUGCCAGACCGCUUAUGGAAUAUUUACCAUACUGGCAGCAGGUAUACUUCUAUAAUUGGGGAUAUUGAAACUGCAUCAAUUUACGCUGAAUCAUUACGUAUAGCGAAUACGCUAAACACAACAGACUCACUGGUAAUACUAUUUGAUCACAACUUAAUAUUCCAGUGGAGUGUGAAACCCGCAUUUACCAAAUCAAAUUAAGUGUUCUUACAAGUUCACUGCUGUUACUUCUUAGUCCAGAUCUGUUAUUCCAUGUUAUUGCUAAAGAUGGACAAUAUGUGGUAACAAAGUCAUUGUUACUGUUGAUAAAGGC